GCAGGCAGAUUCACACCGGCCUCCUCGGCCUCCAACGCAAAUCCAAGCAAACUCGCCCACGGUUUCAGCCAUGGGCGGCCCGGCCGGCGCCGUGCGCCUCCUCCUCCUCCUCCUCUCCGUCCUAGCCGCCUCCCUCUCGCGCGUCGCCGCGGCCCCGUCGCCGGUGUACGACAUGGACGGGCACGAGCUGAGCGCCGACGCGGACUACUACGUCCUCCCGGCCCCUCGCGGGAGCGGCGGCGGGGGUGGCGGCGGGCUCACCAUGGCCCCCCACACGUUCCGGUGCCCGCUCUUCGUCGCGCAGGAGGACGACCCGCUCCGCAGGGGCUUCCCCGUGCGCUUCACGCCGCUGCACGGCCACGGCGGCGACCGGACCGUGCGCGUCUCCUUCGACGUGGCCAUCCACUUCGCCGCGGUGACGACGUGCGUGCAGACCACCGAGUGGCACGUCGCCGGCCGCGGCGACGAGCCUUUCGCGUCCGGCCCCCGGCACGUCGUCACCGGCCCGGUGCUGGCCCCGACCGCGGGCGGCAGGGAGAGGGUGUUCCGCGUCGAGAGGCACAGCCACGGGUACAUUCUGGUGUGGUGCGGGGUGCCCACCGAGUGCGAGGAACUGGGCGUGUUCAGGGACGAGAGGGACCGCGCGUGGCUCGCCGUGUCCGACGAGCCUCAUGUGGUCGUGUUCAAGAAGGCGCCACCCACACCUGCGUGAAUGUGAUGGGGGUGCUUGUAGCGUGCGUGUGCAUGCCGAAUAAUGCGUGUGGGGUAUUAUGGAUGAA
This is a messenger RNA of Setaria italica (foxtail millet), 779 nucleotides long. Its product is annotated as alpha-amylase/subtilisin inhibitor. Bases 71 to 712 code for a protein of 213 amino acids. The record is from RefSeq and is a predicted model, not a curated record. The transcript has a single exon. Gene Ontology annotation, molecular function: endopeptidase inhibitor activity. Lineage: Eukaryota; Viridiplantae; Streptophyta; Magnoliopsida; Poales; Poaceae.